AUGUCUGAUGAAUGUGAAUUAUCUGAGGAGGAGAAAGCAAAUGUCAUCUGCAGCUUGCUUCAACAGGCUCCCCCAGGCGAAUACAGGAAUGUUUUUGAAGACCUCCGCAUUUUGGCUCAUGAUGAUCAUCUCAUGAGGUACGAAGCUGCUCAGGUGUGUGCCAAUCACACCAGGAAAAACUUCACAGCUGUGCGUGUAAAAGGGGAGAAUGCUCUCGUGACUCGCUACAACGAUCUUGGAGGAAACCGCUUCUUUGAUCCACAGAUCAAACUUUCCUUCAGGUUUGAUCACCUGACCAAAAGAGUUGAUAAAGUUUUGCUUUAUCACAGCGUCAGGAAAGAUCGUGCAGAGCUAUGGAGAGAAACACUCAAUAUCACUUUGGAGUCAUACAUGAGGAGACACUUCCUUUCAGGAGACUGCCGUGUCUACAAAAAAAUGAUUGGAAGCAACCCCUUCUUCGUUGUCUGCGUUGAAGGCCAUCGGCACGACGAUAUCUGCAAUGCCGUUUGGAAAUCUGAGUGGACUAUCGCUUUUGCGCCGCCAACAGCACAGGUCACAGGGAAAAUUGAUCUGCAGGCACACUAUUUCAAGAAAGCUAACCUCCACUGGACAGCAAGCAAAGAUGUUAGAGAGUCCAUAUACAUAACUGGCCGCGUCCAGUUUGCUAUAGAGUUUGUGAAAUUAGUUGAAGCCGAAGAGAGCAAAUUCCAAACUGAUUUGGUGGAAAGGCUCCAGAAGUUGUCAGAUAAAAUAUGGAGAGCACUGCGCAGACCGCUCCCAGUCACUCGAACUGUCAUCAACUGGGAUAAACUGCUGACUAGUUAG
Messenger RNA from Zootoca vivipara (common lizard), 825 nucleotides. It is a transcript of the gene CAPZA3, whose product is annotated as capping actin protein of muscle Z-line subunit alpha 3. Gene Ontology annotation, cellular component: F-actin capping protein complex; cortical cytoskeleton. NCBI's taxonomy places the organism in Eukaryota, Metazoa, Chordata, Lepidosauria, Squamata, Lacertidae. The record is from RefSeq and is a predicted model, not a curated record. Gene Ontology annotation, molecular function: actin filament binding. Gene Ontology annotation, biological process: barbed-end actin filament capping; actin cytoskeleton organization.